Messenger RNA from Corythoichthys intestinalis (scribbled pipefish), 2273 nucleotides. RefSeq lists its product as uncharacterized. Gene Ontology annotation, molecular function: carbohydrate binding. NCBI's taxonomy places the organism in Eukaryota, Metazoa, Chordata, Actinopteri, Syngnathiformes, Syngnathidae. The transcript has 7 exons. The record is from RefSeq and is a predicted model, not a curated record. Bases 1 to 768 code for a protein of 255 amino acids.
AUGGCUUCGCUCAAGUUAACGCUGGUUGUGCUGUUGGCCUUCACAGUUUUACUCUCAGUCAGCCCCGACUCCUCCUCUUCUUCCUCAUCGUCCUCCUCCUCGUCAUCUUCUGAGGAAUCAGAGGAUGAAUCCGGAGGAGAAGAUGAACCUGAAGGAGAAGAAAGUGAGGAAGGAGAGAAUGAAUCUAAAGGAGGAGACAAUGAAAAGGAAUCGAAAGGAGAAAAUAAUGAAGCAUCUGAAGUUGGAAAAAAUGAACCAGAAUGCAACGGAGGGGAAAAUGAAGAGACCAAAAUUGAAAACGAAUCGAAGGGUGGAGACAAUGAAACAGCUGACAGUGAAACGGAAUGUCUCGGAGGGGAGAAUGAAGGUACUGUAGGAGAGGAAAAUGAAAAAGAAUUCAACGGGGAAGAAAAUGGAGCGACUGUGAAUGAAGACGAAGAGAGUUUGUCCAACAUCUGCCGCAGUAACACCUGCCAAAGCGCAGUCGUCUGUGACGGUCACUUCAACGUGAUCAACUGUGGCGUAAAUCAAACCAUCGUGGUACAUUUGGCCACCUACGGGCGUCAGGGCAAGACGUUCUGUUGGUCGGCGGAAAUGGAGACGACCAAUCAAAACCUCAACUGCACCAUCUUUAUCACCAGUCUUGUGGCUGACAGAUGUGAAGAUAGAUCAGUGUGUGACAUCCCUUCAUUUGACAGCACUCUGCUUGUAGACCCUUGUCAAGGCACAGAUAAGUACAUGUGGAUUGGAUACCAGUGUGUAUCAUAGAUUCCCUUGGGAGGAUCCUAAGUUUCACUCCAUUUUUCCCACUUCCAUCUUCCUAUCUCUCAACCAGAAAAACACAUUGUGUAAAAUGUGCAAGAUUACAAUCGAACACUUGGCUUAAGUGGUUGCUUCUAAUACCAGUGCUUGACAUUUGCUUGGGUAUAUCUGUGCCUGAAGAAGUAAAUUAACCACCCCUCCCCAAAAAAUCUGAAAGAAUAAAGAGAUGAAUAUGUAAAAGAACAGUAUGUGUUCAUUUUUUGUCUUUCAGCGCCACUGAUGAUGAUAGACUUCCAUGUGGCAUCCAAUCAUCCUUCUGCAGUGAAUUUUAUUGAGUUUGUCACAAACACACAUACAGUCCAUUUGAACAAGGAGCUGGCAGCGAAUGAACAUUUAUUCAUUCGCGCUACCUGUUCAAAUGGAUUGGAACAGUGGCGGAACAAUUGUGAAAAGGGCGACGACCAUAAACUGGACCCCCCCGAGUGGAUGAUCUGACGGGGCGUGGCUAGACAAUAGUGGCAGAGAUUUUUUUCUUCUUUUUUUCCCCAACCUGUCCUGUUCAGCUGUCUGACACAGAGAAUGGAAGUCCGAGUGUCCGGUUUAUCCGAACAGUUUUAAUGUUUCACACUGGAGUAUGACAUACUCCCAUUGUGAUAAUUCAACAUAUCUCAUUUAUUAAGACAAAGCAGCGAACAGGAAGGGAUAUGGGGGAACAGGAGAAAAGAAGGAGAGAAAAACAGAAGAAUCACAAACAGCAACAAGAAAUACAUUGAACGCCUACUAGAGAUGUCCCGAUAUGCCGAUCGAUCAGGUCCGAUCACGUCAUUUUCAAAGUAUCGGAAUCGGCAAAAAAAUAUCGGCCACGCCUUUUUUUAAUAUAUAUGUAUAUUUUUUUGAUUAAAUCGUUUUCUAGUUGUAUUUAACGUUACAGACAUAAUAUGUUACACUUAACCAGAGUCUUUAGUUUAGGCUUAAGGUAGGGUUAUCAAAUUUAUCCCAAUAACGGCGGUAUUUAAUUUUUUAAUAACCGUAUCACGUUAAAAUAUUUAACACAAUUAAUGCAUGCGCUGCACGACCCACUCACACAUUGUCGCGCUCCAUCUGUAAUGGCGUCGUUUUGCCUAUAUAGAGGGCUAAAAGGCAGCGUAAAAUGAGUAGAGUAAAUUUUGGCAGCGUUUGGAGCCUUAUUUUAAUUGGCUAAAGCCUUACAAUCCCUCUCCUUUCGAUUAGAAAUAUCAUGGGAAGCAAUGUGGGGAAGCAAGGUAGCAAUUGAUCUUUUUCUUAACACCUUAUUUUAUUUCCCAACACAGAGAUGAUAUAUCAAUUGGUAGCACUACGCACAGUCAUGGUUCCACUUCCCAUCAUGCAUUUGGGCAUGGCCUUCAGUAUCAUUUACUGAAAUUUCAACAAAUACACUAGAUGCCAAUAUUUAGUCACAAUUUACAAAGUCACAAGUCUUUCUAUCCGUGGAUCCCUCUCACAGAAAGAGUGUUAAUAAUGUAAAUGCCAUC